Messenger RNA from Daphnia magna, 2501 nucleotides. Its product is annotated as phosphatidylinositol 3-kinase regulatory subunit gamma. The transcript is spliced from 7 exons. Gene Ontology annotation, cellular component: proton-transporting two-sector ATPase complex, catalytic domain. The record is from RefSeq and is a predicted model, not a curated record. Lineage: Eukaryota; Metazoa; Arthropoda; Branchiopoda; Diplostraca; Daphniidae. Gene Ontology annotation, molecular function: proton-transporting ATPase activity, rotational mechanism. Bases 142 to 1944 code for a protein of 600 amino acids. Gene Ontology annotation, biological process: proton transmembrane transport.
GACAAACCUAGUCAGCUGACUUGAGACAGAGAUUUUCGUUCAUUUGUGCAAAGCGCUGUCAUCUUCAACACACUUCUCGAAUUCUAGACUUCAAGUUUGACGAUAUUUCCAAUCCUAUUUGUUACCGUCUGAAACAACAAAAUGGCACUCACCGAUAGCGAUGUUCAAAAACAGAUCAAACAAAUGAUGGGCUUUAUCGAACAAGAAGCCAAUGAAAAAGUCGAGGAAAUCGACGCUAAGGCUGAAGAAGAGUUCAAUAUCGAAAAAGGACGUUUGGUCCAGCAACAGCGUCUUAAGAUUAUGGAAUUUUAUGAAAGAAAGGAGAAGCAGGUUGAGCUGCAAAAGAAAAUCCAAUCAUCCAACUUGCUGAAUCAGGCACGAUUGAAGGUAUUGCAAGCUCAACAGCAGCACAUCCAGAAUCUUUUGGCUGAAUCUCGUACAAGGCUUGCUAAAUCUAGUGCUGAUCGCAGUAAUUAUACUCGGGUCAUCUGUGAUCUGAUUAUUCAAGCAUUGUUCCAGAUUAUGGAGCCUGUAGUAACCAUCCGGUGCCGUCAAGUUGACCUAGAACUGGUAGAAAGUGUACUGCCUGAGGCUAUUGCAAAAUACAGUGAGGCUAUGCAUAAACCAUGCCAGAUUAAUAUUGCCAAAGAGAACUUCCUCCCGGUUGAUACUUGUGGUGGAGUUGAGCUUGCUGCUUUCCACGGUCGCAUCCGAGUCAAUAACACUCUAGAAAAUCGUUUGGAGAUGAUUGCUGGCCAUGUCCGGACGUCUCAAGCGGCCCUAUUCGAGCCUAGUACGCCGAUUCUGUCUGCAAGUGAGCUGGGCUUAAGCGAAGCAGAAUGGUAUUGGGGAAGCGCUACUCGGGAAAAAAUUGACGAUCUCAUGAAAGACACGCCUGACGGAACGUUUCUCGUUCGAGACGCUUCCUCGAAAGUCGGAGAAUAUACGCUGACACUGCGCAAAGGUGGAUGCAAUAAACUGGUGAAGAUUUGCCGUAAUCGUCAAGGCCGUUACGGGUUUUCCGAACCCUAUCGCUUUAACUCCAUACCAGAACUUGUCCAAUUUUACAGAUCCAACUCGCUCGGCGAGUAUAACCCAAUGCUGAACGUUAAAUUACUUUAUCCGGUCUCGCGACUUCAACAUACAGAAGAAGUGGAAGCCAGCAACAGUGACGACCUGGGAAAAAUGAGGAAGCAAUUAGAAAGCGCUCAUCUUGAAUACUUAAACCGGUCUCGCCAGUACAAUCUGUAUCGCGACGAUUAUUCCCGGUGUUCGCAGGAGAUUCAAUUCAAGAAACAAGCAUCGGAUGCCUUUGACGUAGCUGUUCUCAUGUUUGAAGAACAGCUCCUCCUGCACGAUAAGUUUCAACGCGAAGCUCACCGUCACGAGAUUUAUUGCCUUAAGGAGAAUUAUGAACUGUUCAAAUCUCAGAUGAGCAAGCUGAAGCAGUCACGCCAAGAAUUGCAAGAGAAUCUACGGGGGCAGGCGGUUUUAAGCCGGAAUCUAGACCGUGAGAUGAAUGUCCUGAAACCGGAAUUGAAUCAGCUCUGUAAAACCAGAGAUCUCCUUCAAACGAAAUUUCUAUCAACAGUCCUAGUUUACAUACAGCAGCACCCAUCCAGCGUUCACGCUGACAGUCAACACUGGUUACUCCCUGACUGCUCACGUUCGACUGCUGAGUCUCUCUUGGCUGGAAAAGCAGAUGGGACGUUUUUGAUCCGACGCAGUGCAGGCGCUCCUUUUGCUUUAACGAUUGCUUGCCACGGCGUGGAAAAAGGCGUUGGUCACAUCUUGAUUUAUCGGUCCGAGAGAGGAUUCGGUUUCACAGAGCCAUACCUUUUAUUCCAAACUCUAAACGAUUUGGUUGUCUAUUAUGCCGGCCAUUCGCUCGAAGAACUCAAUCCUAAGAUGAACACCACUCUUGCCUAUCCAUUGCACGGAUAGCAAACAUUUGAGAGCAAUCAGUCACGGUAGCCAACGCUGCUGAUUGAUAUCUGUUCGUACACAUAUGCGGUUUCUGUUAUCUGAAGAAGACUGAAUAGCUUGUCAGUUGAACGUCCUAAACCAGAUAGCAACCGCCAUUCAUUACUAAUUUGGUUGGACAUUGCCAUACAUUAUCUAUGGUCUUCGAUUUAGCCAAAUAGAUAUUUUUACCUACCUCUUUUCCGUUUGAUGGUAACAACUCUAUCACUAGAAGUUUCUCUUUGUUCCAGAUAUUGUGCCCAGUCUGGAUCCUGCCAGUUAUAGGUUAGUCAGCGUGUGUAAAGAUCCAUUUCCUUGUCCCAUUUCUUCGUCUUUUUCCCAAAACUUCAAACCUCGCAAAAGCAUACUGGACCCAAACGUCCUACGAAUUUUAAGUAUUCAUAUCCAAGGCAGUAAAAUGUAGGGGUAUGUCCAAUGAUGUGUUCUUUCGAAAUCCUGAGGUACAAAAUGAUGAAAUUUAUUCAAAAUUUUUAAAUAAAUGGUAGUACAUAUUCCGAAAUAAACAUGCACAGAUCUUA